AUGGGGUUCCUACACACAUGGCUUCUGUUCACACUGGUGCGUGCAGCUGACCCUCCAUGCAAGUUAUGGGGGCCUCCUGACACCCCUCAGCUCAGAAGAGAUGGGGAUGUGACAAUUGGUGGCAUCUUCUCCUUCCACAACAGCUGGGAGGAGAUGAUACCCACAUUCACAUCAAGACCAAAGCGGCCAAAAUGCAAAAGUUUGAGCCUCAGAGAAUUUCAAAAUGCACAGACAAUGGUGUUUGCCAUUGAAGAAAUCAACAACAGAACUGAUAUUCUUCCGGGGGUCAGUUUGGGUUACAAAAUCUAUGAUUCGUGUGGAUCCAUUGAAGAGGCUCUCAGAGCAUCUCUGUCAUUAGUUAAUGAGGGAAAUGAAACUCAAAUGUCUUGUCAAAGACCUAACACAGUUCAAGCUAUCAUUGCAGAAACCUCCUCCACACCAACUAUUGCUAUAUCUUCAACUGUUGGACCUUUGCAUAUACCGGUGAUAAGUCAUUUUGCAACCUGUGCCUGCCUCAGUGACAGAAAAAAGCACCCUUCCUUCUUCAGAACCAUUCCCAGUGACUACUACCAGAGCAGAGCACUGGCCAAACUGGUCAAGUAUUUUGGCUGGACGUGGGUGGGGGCUCUCUGCAGUGAUAAUGACUAUGGAAAUAAUGGCAUGAACACAUUUAUCAAAGCAGCCACAGAAUUCGGCGUGUGUCUCGAAUUUUCAGAGGCGUUCUUCAGGACCGAUCCCAGGGAGGAAAUUUUAAGAGUUGUGAACAUUGUUAAAAGUUCAAGCUCUAAAGUGAUUGUGGCCUUUGUAUCUUAUUCAGACAUGGAGGUACUUCUAGGUGAAUUAGCCCAGCAGAAUAUCACUGGACUGCAGUGGAUAGGUAGUGAGUCCUGGAUCUCUGAUAUGAACAUUGCUACUGGUAAAUGGCAACACAUUCUUAGAGGGUCUAUGGGCUUUGCCAUCCCAACAGCUGAAAUAACAGGCCUUGGGGAAUUUCUUACCAAACUUAACCCAUCAUCUGGUAUCGAUCUUUAUAAAGAAUUAUGGGAAACUAUAUUUCAAUGUGAAGAAACUGCAGGAGGUGAGAAUAUAUGCAAAGGCAACGAAAGCCUGAUCAAUGUGCAGAACCAAUACACAGAUGUCACAGAAUUACAGAUUGCUAACAAUGUUUACAAAGCAGUAUAUGCAGUUGCUCAUGCUCUAAAUGGAACAAUGAGCUGUUCAAAAUGGGGCACAAAUCAAGGCAAUGCAAGCAAAUGCAUGGAAGCACUCAACAAUACAUGGCAGGUAGUUAAUGCAGUAAGGGAAGUAAGUUUCUUCACGGGAACUGGGGAAAAAGUGUACUUUGAUGAAAAUGGAGAUCCGGCAGCAAGGUAUGACCUAUUAAACUGGCAGCGAGGGAAGGAUGGGACAAUCAAGUUUGUUAAAGUGGGUUUUUAUGAUGCCUCUUUACAACCAGACUUUCAGCUUUCAUUUAACAACAUCAGCAUAGUCUGGGCCAAGAGCCAACACAGGGUGCCUGUGUCUGUGUGCAGUGAGAGUUGUCCCCCUGGCACCAGAAAGGCUGUGCAGAAAGGAAGACCUGUCUGCUGUUAUGACUGUAUUACAUGUGCAGAUGGAGAAAUCAGUAAUGAGACAGAUUCUGUGACUUGCCUCAAGUGCCCCCCAACAUUUUGGUCAAACCAAUGGAGAAAUGCAUGUGUCCUUAAACUUGUAGAAUAUCUGUCAUUUGAAGAUGUGAUGGGAAUUGUUCUGGUUGUCUUUUCUUUGCUAGGUGUGUCGUUUACAUUAGGCAUCUCUUUUAUUUUCUUUGUACAUAAGGAUACCCCUAUAGUAAAAGCCAACAAUUCAGAAUUGAGCUUCCUGUUGCUCUUCUCAUUGACUUUGUGUUUUCUCUGUUCACUUACUUUCAUUGGUCGUCCCACUGAGUGGUCCUGUAUGUUGCGUCACACAGCAUUUGGGAUCACUUUUGUCCUCUGUAUCUCCUGUGUUCUGGGAAAAACAAUAGUGGUGUUAAUGGCAUUCAGGGCCACACUUCCAGGAAGUAAUGUCAUGAAAUGGUUUGGGCCUGUACAACAGAGACUCAGUGUCAUUACCUUUACUUUAUUACAAGUCAUAAUUUGUGUGCUUUGGUUAACUAUAUCACCUCCUUUCCCUUAUAUGAACAUGAAUCAUUACCAGGAGAAAAUCAUUCUUGAAUGUCAUUUAGGUUCACCGUUUGGUUUCUGGGCUGUGUUGGGUUAUAUUGGUCUUCUGGCUGUUUUGUGCUUCAUUCUGGCAUUUCUGGCUCGGACUUUGCCAGAUAACUUUAAUGAAGCUAAAUUCAUCACAUUCAGUAUGCUCAUAUUCUGUGCUGUAUGGAUCACAUUUAUCCCAGCUUAUGUCAGUUCACCUGGAAAAUUCACAGUAGCUGUGGAGAUAUUUGCUAUUUUAGCAUCUAGUUUUGGACUAUUAUUUUGCAUAUUUGCCCCAAAAUGUUACAUCAUUUUACUGAGGCCAGAACAAAACACAAAGAAACACAUGAUGGGAAAGUAA
Misgurnus anguillicaudatus (oriental weatherfish) is the source of this 2532-nucleotide messenger RNA. Its product is annotated as extracellular calcium-sensing receptor-like. NCBI's taxonomy places the organism in Eukaryota, Metazoa, Chordata, Actinopteri, Cypriniformes, Cobitidae. The record is from RefSeq and is a predicted model, not a curated record. Gene Ontology annotation, molecular function: G protein-coupled receptor activity. Gene Ontology annotation, biological process: G protein-coupled receptor signaling pathway. Gene Ontology annotation, cellular component: plasma membrane.